AACUGAGAAGCUGCCUCUAUUCCCAUUUUGGAGUAUACAGUACAUACAUAUACUCACAUAUUUCGUGACGACCAUUUGUACCUGUGGGACAUUGCCACCUGAAGAAAAACUAUACCUUAAAGUAUUUGAUUGGUGUGUCUGAGAAGAAGGCAGUUUGUUGUGCUUGGACCCCCCCACUUCAGGGGAGAGAAACCUCUGACACCAGCAUUUGAAGACCAUGACAUCCAACAUUUCGAUCUGUCUCUGCCUGUUGCUGGUGUCUUGUAGUUCGACUGCAGUCAUCACCGGGGCAUGUGAGAAGGACUCUCAGUGUGGAGGUGGCAUGUGUUGUGCAGUCAGCCUGUGGAUCCGGAGCCUACGAAUGUGCAUCCCAAUGGGUCAGGAGGGAGAAGACUGUCAUCCAAUGAGCCACAAGGUGCCCUUCUUUGGCAGGAGACUCCAUCACACAUGCCCUUGUCUGCCCAACUUAGCCUGCAUCACCAUAGCUGAUGGCAAGUCCAAAUGUCUCUCGCCAUUUCCAUUCCAGGAUCAGUACCUGUGAUGAAGAUGUUUACCUGUAUACCAUGCAGAUGUUUGUACAAAGUGUAUAGUUGCAAAAGUGUUUUCUUGAUUGAUUUUAGAUUCAUUUUAUUGAAUUUAUUUAAUCUUUAUGGAAAAUGGAAAAUAAAUUAUAAGUAUAGUAAAUAAGUAAAUUAUGGCAAUGAGAUCAUAAAAUGCAAGCGCUAUUGCCAAAAUGUCAGAAUAUGACCAAAUAAAUAAAUAUUACAAUUAUUAUUUUGGUUGUUUAAAAUAUUAUACACUACGGUAGUAUGAUGUAAGUAUAUAAGCCAUUAACUGUGUUUUUUAACAGAAAGAUGUGGGCCACUGAAACUUUGGUUACAGGUCGUAAUAGCUAUUUGAACCUGACACUAAGAUAAAUGCUAUUAAAGUAUAGCAUACAGGUAUGGUCAACGUGUGGUGGUUGUUUUCAGAGCGCUGCGCAACACCUCUUUGACAGUUCAUUAGUCAAGGACUAAAACACAAUCAUUUAGUUUCUUACUGAACCCAUUUUAUAUUUUUGAUAAUGUUUUAGCAACACUUAAAGGUUACAUAAAUAUAAAUCAGUUCUAUUAUUAUCAGGUGAUGUACACUGUAAUUUCAUUUCAUUUAUUAUUACGAGUUAUGAUUUCAUGCCAUUUAAUUUCACUAAAUUGCAUGCUUUCAAGAGCCUUGGUACCUUUGUAGAGGAACAUUUCACACUUGCAAUUUAGAAGUGGGUUUUUGAAAGCCUUCUAAGGUUAGCAGCGUUUUGGGAAAGAAGUGGCAAAUGGUGAUGGAAAACGCAUGAGUUGGACUUAAAAAAGAGACUUAUUCCAUCCUUGUAAUGUUCUAUUCUUAUCCUUACCUUUAUAGUCUGAAAAGUCCAUUCAGGAAAAACUAGAGCUCUCACGUAAACAAUGAUGCUGACAAUGCAAAUAUUCAAAAAAGAACAGGGUUUAAGCAUGUGAAUUGUCAUCUUAUGAAUAACCAGGAAUCAUUUUUAACCCAGGGUAAUUUAUGAGCAUGGUGAAACAAGGUAAUGUUGGAAUCGGUUUACUCUGAGUUUAGAAUGGCCCACUAUUUCAAGUGUGGAAAAAAAGCUGUAAUGAUUACCAUAUUUAUAUAUCAUAUUCUUUAUAUGGUAUUUUAAGGUACUUUAAAAUAAUAGCAUGGUAUUAGUGUGGAGCAUAUACAAAAAUUGGCACGUUCAAAAUCAUUUGUGGUACUACCAUGGUACUUUUUUUUGUUGGUGCACUCAAAUGUAUUGAAUACAAUUAAUAGGUAUGAUUUAACUACUGCAAAUAACAAUAUAUAAAAUGCUCUGUAUUAUAUAAUUGUGUAUUCAACUGGUCCAAUAUCCAAGUAGUCUCUUGCAUAUUUUCUGGAUUACUGUGUGGGCCUGUAGAGAACAUGUCAAACUACUCUACAAAACUAUUCUUAAAAAUGCUUAUUAUAGUAUUCUUUUCUCACUUAAGUGUGUCACAGUGAAGAAACUGUCCUGGGAAAAGGACCACCAUCACUUUAUUUACCCUCUAUUGCUGUACUGAAGAACAUUGAGAGUGCUGGAGCUGGAACACUGUGUAGAGCCAUUGUGUCAUUGUUAAAUAACAGGCAUGCUUCUAGAGCAAUUAUACAAACUUUUCUCAAAGGUUUAAACAGGCUUUUUCUUUUGAAAAACCAUUUGAGUCUCUGAAAGCCCAAUUGCUUGAACAAAGCAAACUGCAUAUUGCAUCCAUAAGUCUGAGAUAAGUUUACACUGCGCUGCAUGAUAAAAUAUUCAUGGCCUGCUUUUCAAAUAAGUAUGUAUUUCCAUCAGACUAUAACUGCUGUUUUAAUGCACUAGCUGGAAGGAGGCCAGAAAGAAGGCAGUAUGUGUGGUGCAUCUUUACACAAGGCGGGAAUACAGGGUGAAUAAUUUUUUUUUUUUUUUUAAUAAAGCAAGUGCUUCAGUCUAUAUGUUUUCCCUGGGCACUGCAGCUACCUUUCUGAUUAGUAUGGCAGCAAAUAAAGCAAGUCUGAAACU
Messenger RNA from Carassius gibelio (silver crucian carp), 2542 nucleotides. Its product is annotated as toxin MIT1-like. The record is from RefSeq and is a predicted model, not a curated record. NCBI's taxonomy places the organism in Eukaryota, Metazoa, Chordata, Actinopteri, Cypriniformes, Cyprinidae. The coding region runs from base 218 to 541 and encodes 107 amino acids. The transcript has 3 exons.